AGGAUGCACUCGUGAGGACUAAAAACUACGCUCAGCCAUUCCUGGAUCAUGCAGAUUCUGCCGCUUAGGACGUUAUUUGUGUUGCUUGUCCAAACACAUGUGUUGUUAUGCCUAAAAAAUAAUGCAGAAGUUCGUAGUGAGGAGGAGAGCCGCGGCAGCGCGCACUCCGCCAGGAGUUUCCACGGGUCGCUCCGGGAGAAUCAUCCAAACAAAGCCCGGGACCGCGCACUCUCCCCGGGUUACGCCACAGGUGCGUCUCCAGUUAUCAGAGGCGCCCUGAACUCCACCAACCCUUGGAAGAGGGUAAUUGCUGGAGAAACGAGGCGAGUCGGACACAACAAACGCGACUUGAAUAAGAGUGUGACACCCAUGGAGGAUCCCAGCGGCGUCUCACACUGGGACGCGACGCGCCAUCAUAAUAAGAGGAUAAAGUUGAAUGGAGGUCUUAGAAGUACGGGGACGCCAGCAGGUGGACACUACAAUGUGGCUAAGCCCUCUUCAAUGGACGGAGGAGGGGGACCAGAGGAGGGCGACAAGCACAUGAAAGGCACAAAAGAGGAGCAGAGAAAAGCCUGGAGGAGGGGGGGAAACGGCCAGAACAAAAGCCCAGUUAUGGCCCAGGCUCACGUGUCGCCGUGGGAACCCAUCCCCAAGCCGGUAGCCCUCACCUCAACCGACUUGCCCUUUGACCUUUUCACUAGGAGGCCCGAGUUUUUUACUUUCAAAGAGGAGAACCCUUGGGACGCCACGCCGAUCACCCCUCCCGGCUCGCAGGAUUUCGGGGGCGAGAUCAAGAACCCUUUUUACCCGGUGACAAGCGAGACCUUUGGGGCUUACGCCAUCACCGGCGUGUCCGGCGUCAUUUUCCUGGUGGGCAUCGCCGGCAACAUUGCCAUCCUGUGCAUCGUGUGCCAGAACUACUACAUGAAGAGCAUCUCCAACUCCCUGCUGGCCAAUUUAGCUGUUUGGGAUUUCGUGCUCAUCUUCUUCUGCCUGCCCAUGGUGGUUUUCCAUGAACUGACAAAGUCAUGGCUGCUGGGGGAGUUCACCUGCAAAGUGGUGCCCUAUGUGGAGGUGGCCUCCCUGGGUGUGACCACCUUCACCCUGUGCGCUCUGUGCAUCGACCGCUUCCGUGCUGCCACCAACGUCCAGAUGUACUAUGAGAUGAUAGAAAACUGCACUUCUACGACCGCCAAGCUGGCCGUCAUCUGGAUCGGCGCCCUGCUCCUGGCCCUCCCGGAGCUUCUGAUUCGGCAGCUGGUGACGGAGGACGCGGGGCUCCUGGACGAGCCUCCGGUGGAGCGCUGCAUCAUCAGGAUAUCCACCUCGCUGCCCGACAUGCUCUACGUGCUGGGCCUGACCUACGAGGGGGCCCGGCUGUGGUGGUGUUUCGGCUGCUACUUCUGCCUGCCCACCCUCUUCACCAUCGGCUGCUCGCUGGUGACGGCCCGCAAGAUCCGGCACGCCGAGCAGGCCAGCGUGCGCAGCAACAAGAAGCAGAUCCGGCUGGAGAGCCAGAUGAACUGCACGGUGGUGGCGCUGGCCAUCGUCUACGGCGCCUGCGUGGUGCCCGAGAACAUCUGCAACAUAGUGUCGGCGUACAUGGCCGCCGGCGUGCCCGAGCGCACCAUGGCGGUGCUGCACCUGCUGUCGCAGCUGCUGCUGUUCUGCCGGGCGGCCGUGACGCCGGCGCUGCUGCUGCUGCUGUGCCGCCCGCUGGGCCGCGCCUUCCUGGACUGCUGCUGCUGCUGCUGCUGCACCCACGCCCCCCCCUCCUCCGCCACCGCCAGCGACGACAACGAGCACGAGUGCACCACCGAGCUGGAGCUGUCGCCCUUCAGCACCAUCCGCAGGGAGCUGAGCAACUACACGCCCGCCGGCUCCAACUGCUGA
Messenger RNA from Menidia menidia (Atlantic silverside), 1893 nucleotides. Lineage: Eukaryota; Metazoa; Chordata; Actinopteri; Atheriniformes; Atherinopsidae. The record is from the annotation of a GenBank genome assembly.